AUGGAUUCUGAAACGAGAGAUAUGGUGAAAUGCUGUGAUUUUGGUUGUGAUUAUUCUCUUGGGGCAUGUUCUUCAGAUUCUUGGAAUAGAACGGUGAAAAGAAAGUUUAACGAAGGGAACAACAACAUGGUGUUGUUAAGAGGCUCUUCUGAUUCAUCUUCUUCGAAUGCAAAGGUACUAGUUGAGAAUGAAUGUGCUGCUUUGCUUGAGGCUCUUUCUAAGCAAAGAGAAACAGUGAAAGAUCUUCACUUGGAGCUUCAAGAAGAGAGAAACGCGGCUGCAUCAGCUGCGAAUGAGACUAUGUCGAUGAUACUGAGGUUGCAGAGAGAAAAAGCUGAGAUACAGAUGGAAGCUCGGCAAUUCAAAGCGUUUGCUCAAGAGAAAAUGUCGCAUGACCAUGAAAGGCUUUCGGCUCUGGAGGAGUUGUUGUAUGAGAAAGAGCAAGCUAUUGAGGCCUUGACUUACGAGGUCGAAGCUUAUAAGGAUAGAUUGUUGAGCUAUGGGUUAACUGAAGCAGAGAUGAAUGAUCAGAUACUUGGUUUUGGCAGAGACUCUAGCACGGUCGGUAUUGAUGUUUACCCGUGCGAUUAUACUACUUUGAAUUGUAGUGUGGAUGAGAACCCGAGCGGACCAGAUGGUAAUGUUGAGGUUGUUGAAAAGGUGAUAGUUGGUCAAUCUCCAAGAUGGCCGUAUUAUGAUCCAAAUUCGCCUCUAGGAACCGCAAAAGAAAUAAAGGGGACUGUUUUCUCAGACUCUCCUAGUAGCGACAGAGUUUAUACUAUCGACUCAAUUCAUGUGGGAGUUUCUGAACUUAAGAUUGACGAUGAGCCUAGUAUGAUGAGUAAAGGAAAAUUGAAUGGUGAUCAUUGGAAUUCUCCGAGAUACCAAGAACCAGUCAUAACUACGCAAGGAGUUAACGAGCCAGAUAUCAAGAAGCUUUACACAAGGCUUCAAGCACUUGAGGCAGACAGGGAAUCACUGAGACAGAUCAUUGUAUCGAUGCGGACAGACAAAGCUCAGUUGGUGUUGCUGAAAGAAAUUGCACAACAUUUAUCAAAGGAAACUGUAACAACAAACAGGCAAAACACGGUUAGCAAAAUGCAAUCUUUUAAAGCAUUCUCUUUAGUAACGGUCUUCAAGUGGAUUGUCUCUUUCAUUUCUUGGAAAAGGAAAGCCAAGCGAAACAAGUAUGUCUACGAUUUAUCAGCAAAUAAUAUGGGAACGCUUAUGAUUCUCGGCGAGGGAUCUCGAACUCGAAGAUGGGAAUGUUUAACAAGUUCACAUGUCUAA
This is a messenger RNA of Arabis nemorensis, 1290 nucleotides long. NCBI's taxonomy places the organism in Eukaryota, Viridiplantae, Streptophyta, Magnoliopsida, Brassicales, Brassicaceae. The record is from the annotation of a GenBank genome assembly.